Leptomonas pyrrhocoris is the source of this 6644-nucleotide messenger RNA. RefSeq lists its product as hypothetical. The transcript has a single exon. Bases 1719 to 6644 code for a protein of 1641 amino acids. The record is from RefSeq and is a predicted model, not a curated record. Lineage: Eukaryota; Euglenozoa; Kinetoplastea; Trypanosomatida; Trypanosomatidae.
GCUACAACGACGACAAUCCAAUCAGGAGCUGGUGGGUGUCGUUGAAAGCAACGCCUCAAUCAUCUUACAAGCACAUAUACUGCUUCUUUAUUUGGUUUCUUUCUUCCAUCGAAACUGAAUAGUACUCGUGUAUUCCUGCGAGGCAUCCGUCGCUUCUGAGUUCACACACAUCCCCGUCACAACAUUUUUCUUUUUCUGUUUGCUUGCUCACGGUGCUUGCACAGCGUUAUCAAAAAAAACUUUUGCCCUUUGCUUCAUGUAAAAGCGCGGGGAAGGAAGAAGACGAAUCAUCAUCUGGAGCGUUGUAGUGUUUGGGAAAGGGACUCUCCCCCCCUUUCCUUCCAUUCACAGUAAUUUGUUUUUUUCCUGCCCUUUUCUGUUGAACGGACUCUUUCGCCAAAUUUGGUUAAUUCUCUUUCUGUGUGUUCUUCUCUUUCGCUUGUUUGCUUCUGCAUUGGGUUGUCUCCAUUUUCAGUGCUCACAUUCUUUGUUUUCCUCGUUCGCAGAUUAAACGUUCGCGACUGCUGCAAGUUUAAUCUAGUCCUCUUCAUUAGCUUUAUACAUUGUGUUUGAUUGCCUUCGUUUUUUUAUUUUCAUUUGUUUUGGCUCGUCUUAUCCACUUCAUUUCUUAAGUUCUUGCUUGCGCUCCAAUCGUCCCAACGAAAAAGGCCACACUAAACAACGCGUGUGAGGCUUCACCGUUCCUUGGCGACGAUUGCAAACAGCGGAGUACGCAAACGCUUCGCAAAAGGAAGAGGACGAAACACAAGUGGGGUUACGUAUAAUUCAUUUACUUUGUUUUGAAGGCGAACGCGGAAAAUCCAAGAGAAACGAAAUAAGUGCUUCAAUUGCGUGGCAGAAGCAUAGCUCUACGUCCGCUUUUUGUGAGUCACGUUUUGCUCGUACUCUUCUCGGCACAUAUUUUCAUUUGAGUGAAUUGAAACGACUGCCGAGAGCUAGAAUAAAGAAAACUGCGCCACACUUUUUUCUUUUUUUCCCUUUUGCUGAAGCUCGAAGCUGUUGUUGGCCGCGACUGUGCGAUACACGUACAUGCGGCGAUUUAGCAGACCUCUAGGUUGUUGUCAAGUACCACCUCGUUCGUUGUUUUUGUAAAUUUAUAUAUGUAUGGAGCCUAUUUUGUUCUUCUUGACAUUUGCUUUUUCAAAAGAGACCUUUUCUUGCCGUUUUCGUUUUCAUUCUUCAUCCAAUACGUGCUCAGGUAAUACACUAAUUCAACGUAAACGUAGGUAUAUUUGUUGAAACUGCCACGAUUUGAUUAACUUCAUUUCUACCUUGACCCUUCUAAAGUUCUUUUUUUUUGUCUCCUAACAUCUCUCCCUAUCCUGGCCUUUUUUUUGACUUUUUGUGGCUUUCUUCCUCAUUCUUAACACACGCUGCCUUGACACGAACACGGGCUUUCUUUUUCCUUUUUUUCUUUACCUUAAAAUAUUGCGCAAAUUAUUUCCUCCAGGGACGACGCCGUUUCAUUUCUUCCUUUUCUUUUCCCUGCUGCUGUGUCAUCGUGUUCAUUGCUCACCGCCUCCUUUAUCAUCGUACAUCGUAUGCUUUUUGUCCCCCCAGCAGCUUGCUGACAGACGAUGCCGUCAGGAUGUGUGUUAGAAGACCGGAGCGGAGAAGACCCCACCGCGGCUGCAGGGAAGCACGUAGCCUUCAGCACAGGCCAUAACUCCCGCCGAUUCACAACCGUCUUGCCACCGAUGCCCACGAAAUCGCCUACGCCUGCGCCGUCGUACGACAUCGCUGCCGCUGCAGCCGUUACCGAUCCACUUUCUGAGCUGCCACUGUUACUUUUUACCAAACCAAGCCUGCAGUAUUCCGGCAUGGUGAUACAGCCUACGGGCGACAACACCAUCACCGUUGAUGCCCCCGCGGUGACGGCGGCUGCAUCUCCAACAGAGGGGUCGCAAACGGAGAACAACUCCAACGACGCUGUUCGCACGGCGAUCCCGCCGCUCGUGGCGUUGCCGGUGCCGACACCACAACCACCAUCGUCGGUUGCGGCUUUCUUGCCUCCACCCCGCGCCGUCGCCACCACCACCUUUCACGCGAGCGCUAACGUGACGACAGCCACCACCGCGACGGAUUCCAGAAACAGCAGCCAACGAGCACAGCUGACCUUCAGCGUCCGCAGCCCAGACGAGGACACGGUAACCGCCGUGCCAAGCUCACAAGACCUCUGCUCGCAGCACAACCGUCGUAUCAGCUCUAUCCUCGCCUCUCACAAUGAGAAGAACGACAGACCCUAUGCCCCACUCGGGUCCAACCCUUUUGGGUACCAACGCUUCGACCUCUCUCCGCGGGUAGAUUCCUCCCUGCACAGCGAAUUGGGGGAGAGCCAAUCCGAGCACCUGGAUGAGGGCGGCAGGGUACGGCAUCACCUCUCUGCCUACUACCACUACUGCGCAGAUGAGCCGGCUCCCACCGACGCCAUCGCGGAAAGAUUGCUCGCCGACCGCCUCAGUCCACUUCUCUGCGCGCACCGUGGUGGUGUCACAGAUAAAAUCGGUGAUGUGGUGGACACGACGAUGACGUUGUAUGUGAGGGAUGAGCAGGUCGCACACCCACACAGCUGCACCGCCACGUCGGAAAACGGCAUGGACACUGUCACGCUGAGCGCCACCGUUUGUAACGCGGUGAAGGACACUGACGCGUCGGCUCCGUCAUUCGAGGCGCACGAGUCGUACGAGCCCCUGCAAAAAGACGUGUUCGAGAGCGCGCUGCGGAUGGCGUGGGAGUGGAGGCAGGCGAGUCGAGCGGAGGCGUCGCAGACGACGGAAGCGGGAGCUGCCAGCGGUAAUGAGCUCUUCUCCGCACACCCGCGUCGCCGACUGCCCUCCUGCUUCUUUCCUGGCUUUCCCUCGGCUAUUUUGCCAGAACUGUCUCAGUCAGCAUCGACGGUCGCAAAGGAAGGGGCGCGUGCCAGUCUCACGGACGUCGCAGCGGGCGUCGGGGCGCAGCGCAAGCGUUCCGGCAACAGCUUCUCGAACAGUUUCCUGCCCCCCUUCACGUCGCAAGUCAAAGCCGGGCUGCAGCUGGAGCAGAGCAACGACCCCUACGCCCCGCUGACGUCCUUACAACUGACUGCGUGUGAGCUGUGUGGGGCAGAGAUGAUCUCUCGCAAAACGCUGUGGACUUCAUAUCUGGUAGAGCGCUACGAGUUGCUGGCGACCUUUAUCGACGUCGUUGACUUCAGUGCCUGCGGUGUCGAUGUGACACCUUCUGCCAGCUCGUUUUCCACCAUGUUGACGCACAACAAUGCUACGAUACAGCGUUUCUUUGACCUCGCCCUCGAGGAGUACCUUCCCUGGAUGGCGGACCUCUACCUCGCCGAGUACAACCCUGUGAUGGUCGCUAAUCAGAAAGAUGCGGCAACGGCUUCCGUCACCGCGGCACCAAGCUCGCCGCUUGGCUCUCGCAAGUUCCUCAGCAUCAUGAGAAAGACUGCAUCGAUCGAUGCCAGCUGGCAAGACCAUUGUCCACUUCCGCUUCCCUUCGCUACGCGACGCGCUGGGGCCAGAGCGACGUCGAGGAUCCCAACGGUGGCGAGUUUUCUCGCCACCAACGAUGCCUUCAAGCCCACUCCUCGUCUCUCCACCGUGCAGCCCGACAUCUUCACCGCGGCGUUUCUCGUGGAGGUGAGCUUCGUGGUCCUCGAAGAGCUCGCCAUCGUGGCACGCAUGCACCUGCCUAACGCGGUGGCCAACGCAAUGCACUUGUUCGUGCCCGGCGCGGCGAGUUUCACACGUGACUCGCUCGUUACCAGCCUGACCCACUCCGUUUCGUCGCCCGUCGCGUCUGAAUCCAUAACCAGCGUGCGCGGGCGCGCGACUGUUUCUACGAUGCGCCUCUCAGGGGAAUCAGUUGAUGAUGCUUCUGGCGCUGAUGCGCCGGCGGAAGGCACGAUCAGCCGCACCGACAAGGAGCUCUCAGAUACGUCGGCGACUGCUGUGCCGGCUAUCAUUGCUGGCAAAGACCCUUGCCCUGGCACCUCACGGCAGUCGCGACUGCUGCGCAACUGGAACCUUGUGCGCAUAGUAGCCGAACCUCAGCCGAUGUCGGCGGAAGGCUCGCAGGGAGCGUCUGAGGCGCCCGCGGAGGCGCCAAGCACGACAACGACUUGCGUGUCGCGCACGGUAUCGUACUCGCUGCGACGAGAGUCGAGCUACGAAAACAGCCGCGUGUGGCUCAAGAUCCUUUUUAGGUUCUUCCGCCGCGAGGAGGCGUACAACUUCGUGAAUGACAGCCCCAUCGCGAUGCGCAACUUCCUGCCGCUGCCGUUUGUUUCGUGGGGGCGGAUGCUGAUGCGCUCUCGCAGCAUCAUGGCAUGGUCGGAGUUUCACAGCAGCGUCGCCGCCUCCACCGCCUCGCUGUGGGGUUACCUCGACAAGGCGCGGCCCAACCGGCAAAACACGAACUCACAGCCGCGAGACCGCGCGCUGCGGCAGUGCGAGCAGAAGGCGCUGAACAUGGCGACCGCGAUGCACGAGCUGUGGUACUUGGAGAGGGAGUGGUGGUUGCAGUUUGUGGUGAACGUCUUCCGUGCCACGGCGCCUGUCGCAUCCUCCUCGACGUUGGGCGGCGGCGGUGGCUGCGCGGGAGCAAAGCCGCACAUCUGCGUGACGGGUCCCUCCACGAGUCACACCGUAAGGUUUGCCCCGCAUCCCUCGUUGCGGUCGACGGUGUCGCAGUUGCCGGCGGUGCAGGAGCUUCGUGCAGUGGACCCGACGGUGACGAGGACGGCCGCACCACCGAGUGCGCCGGGUGGACAACACAAUUUGACGCCCGUGUCGAAGGACGUGAGUUUCGUCCGCAAGACGCUGUGGCAACACUGCUGCCGGUCACCGUUGGAGAACGACAUACUGCCUGAUUCAAGGACAAGCCGGUGCGACUCGGAGGUAGCAUGGGGGAGCCUCAAGACGAAUCCAGCGCGGCCCGCUAACGGCGACUCGGUCAUCCAGCCGUCGCUGAUGCCAUUUACGCCGGAGUCGCCUGACUUACUGCCGCCGCCGCAACAAGUUGGCGGCAAAACAACAUCUCACUUGCUGCCUGGGGUGUCGCUUGCGUCCGUCGAUAGCAGCGUCUUCUUGUGGGCGCCCCACUCAUUUCUGAAUGGCGCUUCACAGGCAAGCUCAUUUUGCCAAGGGCCGCGUGGGCCGGACGCGGAGCCGGCGCACGAGGAAUCGCUGACCGAGUGCGCGUCAACGACGGCGUCAACGGCGCUGCCAAAUCCAUCGAGUAGACCGCCGACGGCGUUGCCCGGUGCCCGCCGUCCCCGCUCUGGGCUCGCCUAUCUCUCGCUGCAGAGCGGGACCUACAGUGAUGCGGCGACAGCCCUGGCCGCUAGCCAUUCGCGUCUUAUGGUGCCACCUAUGGCGGCCAUCGUCAGCUGUUUCUAUAGAGGUAACGCAUCGGACUGGGACACAGUCCUCCUCGUGCGCUGCCAAUCUCUCCAGCGUGCAAUGGAGGUGGAAGAGGAGUCGUUUGAGCGCGCGUUCAUGAACAGCAUGAAGCGCAGUGGGGCGGCCUACAUCUCUCUUUGCGAGGAUACGGCAGCGUAUGCAAAGGCGGAAGAGGAUGUUGCGUUGGCGGAUCGCCGCAGCAACGCCACGCGGCUCUGCGACGAAGUGGCGAUGGGAACCCUCCAGUACCUACGUGAGUGGGCACAGGAACGAGUCCAGCUGGACUACGUGAUGUUUGCCGUGCUGACGCUGCAGUCCGUGGCAGAACUGCAAUGUGAGGUCGUGACGCGACUUUACGAAGACUUUCAGGUGUUCAUCCGUGAGGCGCGCUCGUGGGUGCCGCCGCCGCCGCCUGCUCGGGAGCAGCAGCAGCAGCAGCGGAAGCUGAUCACGGCGACAAUGGCACUCGGGCCGGUGAACUCGAACAGCAUCACGGACGACGCGAGUGCUGCGGCGUGUACGACGUUUGCAACGGUAGCACAAGAUGUUGGCGUCGACACUUUAGCAGUGAAGGGGAAAUCACGCGAGUUGGAGAAGCGGUCGUUUGAUUUCUGGGGCUAUGGCGCCUUCCUCCCUCACGCGGACUCCCCUGUCGGCUUCAAUGACGGUUUGGUGGUGAUGUCGCGUGUCUGCCGCGACAUGCACCUGCGCGGGCGGCGGCUGCAGACGCACUGGUUUGCAAACGACGACGAUGAUGAUGAUGACAGGGACGGUGACAACGGUGAUGCGGGCACGACGGCGGCGCAGAAUUUCCACGAUAUCCACUACGUGAACAACGACACCUACAUCGGUUUUACCCGCCGGCAGGUAGCCGACACGCCUGGAGCGGCGGAGCAGACGGAGAUGAAACCGGAGGAGGCCUGCACGCCCCUGGAAGGGAUCGACAACAUGACGAACAUCCAUCAUGACAGUGAGGACGGUGCGGCCCAGAUGCUGCGACACGGACUCGGCAACUACACGUCCAAGGUGUGGGGCUACACGUACGUUGGUGGAUGGUACCGUGAUCGGCCGCACGACGAAGGCGGUCUUCUCUUCAACGGUAUUCUCCCGUGGGAGACGGGCAGCGCGGCACCGAGGAAGUCGCUGUUGUUGGUGUUCGGCCGCUGGGAGCAUGGACGUCUUGUGCAUAUCGAGAAAAUGUUUUCCGGCGUUCCGUUGUCCUGA